Molecule: messenger RNA, 1641 nt
Organism: Cryptococcus amylolentus CBS 6039
Lineage: Eukaryota; Fungi; Basidiomycota; Tremellomycetes; Tremellales; Cryptococcaceae
Exons: 3
Coding region: 60-1298 (412 amino acids)
Source: RefSeq, a predicted model, not a curated record
CCACCCUAUCCAUCUUGUUCUCGUCAUCAUCUUGUAUCCCCUCGCCCCCGCCCCUCACCAUGCCGGGGACCCCCUCCACCCCCACGGCCCGGCCGAGACUACACAAGCAGGGCUGGCUCAGAAGAGGAUUGCGAAAAGUCUGCACCAGCGACGACGUCAAAGUACCCAUCCUCCAAUGUAUCCCCUGCGAGCUGACGGUCACCGAUAAACAUGUCCUUCGUCACACGCGAACCGCCAACCACAAGGAGACGUUGCCCGAGUUCUUAUCGGAGCUACAGGAAAAGGGGAUGCCACGAAAUGUUUUGGAUGAUGAGGCGGAUGAGAUAGGAGAGCUGUUGAAGGCUGAGGUGAAAAGGGCAACGCCGUCCAGGUCAAAGGCUCGGAAGACUCCCACGCGCACGCAGACGCCAGUGAAGGGCUACCAGAAAUGGAACCCGCUUUCUCUCUGGCUUGCUGAAGGCGUGUCUUUGUCUGAAGGCCAAAACGAUGGACGGCAAUUUGUAUGCGCGGCAUGCUCGACGCCCGAAGAGUCUUUCGAGAUCCCCGACGAUCGGCAUUCGCUCUGUAGACACAUCCUCACAAAGCGGCAUCGAGAUCGCCUGCUCCCUUACCUCUCGAACCUUGUCCAAUCGCCAGAUUAUCUCGCCAGCAAUACCCAUCCCGCCUCGUCUCUCACCCCGGCGCCUUCCUCCUCGGCUGCUGUUUCUGCCUCGUCUCCAGCCUUGAACGGCUAUAGACCCACUGCCAAGCCUUCGAGAGCGAGAGCGACCACUGUGAAAAGGACGCCUCGCGUCUCAGAACCUCAAGGUAAACCGAGUGAUGCGACUAGUGCUCGAGGCUCACGAGCUUCGCGGCGAGGGAAGGCGCCUGCUGGAGAGUCGCCUCCAUCGACACCCUCCCACCCGUCGGGCCGCCGUUCGCGAGUGAAAGCCUUUCCGCCCCGGCCAGAGAAAUGCCCCUCCCAGUCACCACAGCCUGUGCCGCCCGCUGAGCCUUCAUUGCCUGCCCCAUCUCCCCCGCAGGGCCAGGAGCUCCCUCUCGUGCCUCCAAAAGAGCGCUCCCCAUCACCCGUCAGAGAUCCGGCUGGCGCUACGUCUCAGAAGAGCGAAGUUCAAGUGAAGCUCGAGCGCGAGAGCCCGCCCCCCGUCAUUAUAGCGAGGGCUACGGUCAAGAGAGAUCUCGGGGAGUUGGAGCUGGAUGUGCGAUACGAAAAGUACCCAAGAAAGAAGAAAGUGCGAAGACGUUCGGUCUCGCUUCAUUCAGAGCAAGAUGAGUCGAUGGUUAAUGAAUUACUUUGAGGGAAUUGUGUGCGACAAAUGUCAAUACGCAGCUGGUGGAAGGGCGCCGGAUCUGAGGAGCUAUAGGGGUUAAUGUUUGGUCAGAGUCAGCACUCUCAAGCGCAUACGACUUGACCCUCAUAGCUGGGUGAUUCACCACGAUAAACGCCAAUGGCGGUACUUUUGAUCUCUCUGUCAGCAUAAGUGUGCUUAGGAAGAGCGACAUUGGUGGCUCACAUGUAUGCUUGCGAGUUCUUGUUGAUACGCUACCGAUGUUCAUGGAUAUCUGCUGGUUGACAGAUGAUGCCGCUGCCGUGGCUACGAGCAUUGAUACAAGCAACAUUUCAUGAGCCCAAUAUUCUGC